AUAUAUUUUAUUUGGCGGAUGAACAUUUGUUUACAAACUGGGUGAAGAAUCAAGAAGUGUCAUCUGCUAGCUGAGGGGAUUCUGGAUAUCGUUUCUACUGUGUACAGAUUUCACCAUGGAAGGGCUUGAAUUUAUGGAACCGUCUGAUUUGUACAAUAUGCUACAACAAUCAACUGUGUUCUCAUGUUUGAGUGAUCCUAAUUAUCUGCUACUUAUAGAUUCAAGAAAACGUCAUGAAUAUAAUGAAAGUCAUGUGGUUACAGCUAAGAAAGCCCCAAAGAAUGAAGAUGAGGAUUACGUUAUACCUUAUGAUGCUGAACUGGAGUGUAAACAGAACAUUGUUGUGUAUGACAGUAAUACUGCAUCAUUCAGGGAUGAAGGCCCUGCUGUGGAUUGUGCACGGUUGCUAUGGGAAUAUGGCAGCAGAAAUCAAGUCAAAAUUUUGAAAGGUGGUUAUGAGGAAUUUUCUGCAUUGUAUCCAUUUCUCAGGACUCAGAAGAUACUGUUUAUGCCAAGGGAGAUGGACGAGCUGAAGCCUUACCCCACAGAGAUCAUCCAGGGCGUCCUGUACCUGGGUAACUGGAGGCAGGGCAACGCAGCAUACAUACAGAAGGAUCUCAAAAUCAAGGGACACAUCAACUGCUGUGUUGAGUCCGAGACUUUUUUCCCCGACCCUGGCCCCAACUUGCUGCACAUACAGACGGAGGACAGGAAUGAUGCUGAUCUCUACAGUCAGUUUGCAACAGCCUGUGCCUUCAUUGAUACCCAGAGACAGGAUCAAAAAGCAAUACUGGUAUUUUCUCUGCUUGGUAUCAGUAGAAGUGCCACCAUCAUCAUUGCCUAUCUUAUGCAUCACUUCAAGUGGACACUAGAGGAAGCCUACUGCCACAUAAAGAAGUGCUGUUCCACAAUCCGACCGAAUCGGGGAUUUAUAGAGCAGCUGUCCAGAUGGGAAGAAGAUAUCCUUGGAGAGAAGAAAACAGAUAUCAGUGAUCCCAGUUACUGAAUACACAAUAUAGAUUUCAUCAUGUACAUUUCAUAUCGAUUUCAAAUAUCUGUGAUAGAUACUGUCAAUUUCACCAUGAAAAGUCAUCACCUGCUGUUGUUAAUGUGAAUCAUGGUAUGUGAUUAAACAUUUAAGUCUUCAUAACACAGUAUGAAAUAAGGCUAUUCAUUUUCAUAUGUGAAUUAUAAUCGUUUCUAAAUGUACAAUUUAGUUUAAUGAAUACAAUUUGGCUAUCAAUACAAUUACAUCAGAUGUUUGUUGUUUUCAGAUUAUGAUGAAAAUUAUAUAUUUUUAGAGAACUUAUGUUUCUUGCUAAAUGAUCAAGACUACUGGUACUGCUGAAUUGUUUUGUAAAGAAGAUAUGUUAUUUCCUGUUACUAUUAUAUUUUAGCUGUUUGGGAUGUGUCAUUUUAUGUUGUUUUAGCAAAGAAAAUCUCAAUCAUCUUUCACAUAACAAAUACGUCUUAAGUUUGGGAUCUUCUUUCUCAAAUUUAUGGUUCAAAUUAUAUAUUAUUCAAAUUACAUGUAUUUAUUAUUAAAACCUCUUAUGGAGGGGGAAAUUGAACUCUUAAGUAAACUCAAAAUGACUGUGUGACAUAUUUUUAAUGAUAUUAUAUUUUGUAAUUUGUACACGUGUGAAUAUUGUAAAUAUUCAAUUUAGUAAAUAGUGGAUUGUUGUGUAAAUAUGUCCAUAUAUUAUGCAUAAUAAAUCUGUACUAUUAUGAACCUCA
This is a messenger RNA of Haliotis rubra (blacklip abalone), 1737 nucleotides long. RefSeq names its product serine/threonine/tyrosine-interacting-like protein 1. Gene Ontology annotation, biological process: protein dephosphorylation; negative regulation of cytoplasmic stress granule assembly; positive regulation of intrinsic apoptotic signaling pathway. Lineage: Eukaryota; Metazoa; Mollusca; Gastropoda; Lepetellida; Haliotidae. Gene Ontology annotation, cellular component: mitochondrion. The coding region runs from base 116 to 1006 and encodes 296 amino acids. Gene Ontology annotation, molecular function: protein tyrosine/serine/threonine phosphatase activity; protein phosphatase binding; protein phosphatase inhibitor activity. The transcript is spliced from 9 exons. The record is from RefSeq and is a predicted model, not a curated record.